AUGAAGAAAUUGACGUGGUGUCAGUAGAGACAGUUCCACAGUUGACCACACCUAGCUAUCCUCCAAGGAGAUUGGCCUGUGGAAUCAGGAAGGGGCGGCUAGUGCUAACCACCCAGCCGGUAACGCGUCUAACUUCUUCGGACUCCAAUAGUAGCGAUACCGGAUUUUCGGGUAAUUUAGUGGUUCCUGUGAAAUCAAAGAAAAAGUUACGUGUUAAUGGUGCCGUAGUCCGGUGUUCUGGUGCGAUGUCCAGGCCAAAUUUACCUAGCCGGUCAUCUUCGGAUUCCGAAGACCCCGUAAGACGAAAAGAGCACAACAGCAUGGAGAGAAAGCGAAGAGACGAGCUCAGGUCAGCUUUUCAGACUCUUCGCGAACAAGUUCCUGACCUCUGCGAUAACCCCAAGGCCGCAAAAGUUGUCAUUUUAAAACGAGCAGCGGCGUGUGCGAACCAACUCACCAACAGUGGUGAACAACUUGAAAAGACUGUACAAGCUUUAACUCGUAAAAGGAACGACCUACAGAGAAAACUACAACAAUUACAGAGAAACAGUUUAUGUAGAUAA
This is a messenger RNA of Limulus polyphemus (Atlantic horseshoe crab), 563 nucleotides long. RefSeq names its product transcriptional regulator Myc-like. Gene Ontology annotation, molecular function: DNA-binding transcription factor activity, RNA polymerase II-specific; protein dimerization activity; RNA polymerase II cis-regulatory region sequence-specific DNA binding. Gene Ontology annotation, biological process: regulation of transcription by RNA polymerase II. The transcript has a single exon. Lineage: Eukaryota; Metazoa; Arthropoda; Merostomata; Xiphosura; Limulidae. The annotation marks the transcript as partial. The record is from RefSeq and is a predicted model, not a curated record.